UUUCCACUUCACAGUAAGAAGACAAAAUAUGAAGGUUCGCAUCAACGCCACCGGUGAUACCAUAGUUUUGAAAUUUGUUCGGCCCAAUCCUGAUAUCAAACUUGAAGGCUACAUUCUGGGCUAUGGUUCCAGCAUGUUCUCCAAACAGUUCAUCCAGCUUCCAGAGAAUGGUGAACCCUAUGAGACCGAGAUUGAUGCUGAGCCUAAGUACCUAGUGGCUGUUCAACCAAUUCCAACCAAUGAUGUGAAGAAGCAUUGCAAAGGUAAGGUGAAUCUGGACAAACCUCUUCAUCUGGUGAUCGACUCUGUCACACCAACAUCAGUUCUCUUGUCUUGGGGAACCUACUUAAAGACCCCAUAUGAAGGAAACAUCAUGAACGACUGCUUGGAGGAUGGGUAUUACACCAUCCGCUACAGAGAAAAAAACAGAAAGUGGAUCUAUCAGACCUGUCCUACCUCUGAUACUGUGAUUGACAACCUCAAGCCCAACACACCCUACGAGUUUGUUGUCAGAUCCAGCAAAGAUGACCACCGCAGUGGAGUGUGGAGUAAACCAGUGAUCCACAGCACCAAAAUGGAAGACAAAAUCAUGCAGAUACCCUUCAAACACAAUAGACCUCCCUUUGGCAAGGUAUCCAGGUUGGAUCCCAUCUUCCCACUUCACACUGCUAUCCACAACAAAACCCAGCAAGGACAGUUCAAAAACCCAGGCUUGAUUGGAACUACCAAGACAUCUUUUGUGCCACCAAUGGGACAGCAAGGAACCGUUGCUGCUCCAAGAGCCAAUGAGCAGAAAUGGCCUCAGCUCCCAUUGGAUUCAAUCAGUCAUGUUAGAAAUGACUCCUCUCAGCUGGUGGAGAUCCCUCCUGUCCUCCCCCAACUUCUACCCACUAAACCCUCCUAUCCUCCAGUCACCCCUACCCCCUAUUCCCUACCCAACGGUGCCCGGACAAACCACGGACACCCCCAAACCAGGCCACCUAGUGUCACUCAGCAGCCACAUAGUUCCAUUGGUAAGAACAUCCGGAAAGAACCUCUCAUCUCUUCUAUUCCACACAAACCCAAAGAUUCAAUCCUAACAAUGAACCUCAGCAACCAUUCACCACUGGGCAGAUAUCCUCAUUAUCCUUUAUCUAGCGGAAGUAGAAUUUCCUCCCCCAGGCCUGGUGACCCUUCCCGAAGAUAUGGGGCUAAUGGUGAGCACCAUAAGGGACUCUCUCUACCUAAACCAGUCCUCUGGCCCAGAACAAGAAUGGGUCCUCCAGCUGCACGCCUCCCUAAUCCAGGAGAAAAGCUAAAUUUUGUGGCCAAACCAGGAGAAAAUGGUGGGUUGAAGAGAGAACAAAAACAAAUUGUUGACAAGAUGCUGGACCAGAAUAAGGACAAAGUCUCUAUCAUGACACACAAGCCAAAAUCUGUUACAGCAAAACCCUCCAAACCAAAAACAACCUCUGCUCCGACAGUAACGGCACCCCGAUUUGAAACAUGGGAGAACUCUUCACUAUUCAGCUCUGUCCCUGCUUCAAAAGUUGACGCCAUGGGCAAAGAACGCUAUAUUGCUCCACAUGUGGUCUACAAGACGGACAAGAAGCCGGAUGAACCAUGCUCCAUCACCAACUCUCUGCGUUACUUCCUUGAAGAAGAAAGUGCAGAACAAAAUGUCACCAGCCCUCCAAGAACAGCCCCAUCAAACCUCACCGUAGUAACCGUGGAAGGAUGUCCCUCCUUCAUUAUUCUUGAUUGGGAGAAAACGGAUAAUGAGACGACACAAUAUGAAGUUAUCUCAAUUGCUAAAACCCCCGAUGGUGAACAGGUUUCCAUUCUUGUCACCAACCAAACUCAUACGGCUGUGGAGAACCUUACACCAGAGAGCAGUUAUGAAUUCAAGGUGAAGGGCAAGAAUGAACUUGGGGAAGGGCCUCCUAGUGAACCAGUGUCUUUCAGCACAGAGUCUGCGGAUCCCAGAGUCAGCGAAAACGUCUCAGGUAAAGAUGCCAUCUGGACCCAGUUCCCCUUCAAAACAGAUUCUUAUUCGGAAUGUAACGGGAAGCAGUAUGUGAAGAGGACGUGGUACCGCAAAUUUGUUGGCAUCCAACUCUGCAACUCUCUGCGGUACAAGAUCUACCUGAGUGACUCCCUUAACGGUAAAUUUUACAACAUCGGAGACCAGACGGGCCAUGGCGAGGACCACUGCCAGUUUGUAGACUCAUUCCUUGAUGGAAGAACAGGCACUCAGCUUCCUGCAGAACAGCUGCCAGUCAGGCCAGGGUUCUACAGAGCAAUGAGACAAGAGCCUGUCCACUUUGGCCAAAUAGGAGGAAGCUCCCAUGUCACCUAUGUGGCGUGGUAUGAGUGUGGUACGCCAAUCCCAGGGAAAUGGUAGGAAACGAGCAAGUGUCCACAUGAAACCCUGAAGAACAACUCUCAUUGGUUGGGCUUGGUGCCUGCUACGGUCACAUGACAGGCUUUUUUACUGUUUUUCCACCAGUGAGGGUGAGUUUGAUCACUCCUCAGCCUACAAGUCCGUACCAUGUAUAGUAGUGUACAGGAUCAAGAGUCAGGGAAUUCUUUUGAGUGCAUUCAUGAUAUGUAAUAGCAAAACAAUGCCUCAUAUCUUUAUUUAUCGUACGAUAACUAGAGCAAAGUAAAAAAUAAUUCAUUAUGAGAAAUAAACUACUUCAGAUACAUUGAAGUGACGAACAUUAUAAAGAAAGGAAAGAAUACUUGUUUAAAUAUUGGGAAGCUGGCUCCCUGAAACUAUUUUGAUAUUUUGUGUAAUUUUAUUUAUCAAAGUUUAUGGUGCCGUGUUUCUUGUAAUGGCUUUCCAGUGAGAAAGGGCGCUUUAGCGGUAAAGACGGCCUGGGCUUUUGUCUAGCACCAGAGGCAGCUGUAUUAGUUUUGUACUGAUAUUGAAGGUCUCUGAUAUUUCAGAUGUAAACUUAAACUCAUAUGUAUAGCUGGGACUCUAUUUGCGAUGUUGCUUUUAUAAACAUGUAUUAAUAGUAAGAGGCUCAAAUCAGGUUACCCACACUAACGUAGGAAGAAUGGACAUAUGUUUACAAGUUGGGAUGAAAAUAAUUGUUUUCCU
Messenger RNA from Misgurnus anguillicaudatus (oriental weatherfish), 3088 nucleotides. Lineage: Eukaryota; Metazoa; Chordata; Actinopteri; Cypriniformes; Cobitidae. The record is from RefSeq and is a predicted model, not a curated record.